AUGCUGCUGUCCGGCUUGGUGCUGGUGGCCGUUGUGUUUCAAGUUGCAGCUUCUCUGCUCAAUAACCGGACUGCAGAUUCCACGCUUGGAGAUCCACCUGCCCAUGAUAAGCAUCACCAUGGUGGGGAGCACCAGAGAAGAAGUGGCAUAGUGCAGAAUAUUGACCAGAUCUAUGCCGGGGGUGGGAAAGUGGGGUAUAUUCUCUAUGCAGAUGGAAAGAAGUUCAUCCUGGACUUGGAAAGAGAUGAUAUGCUCCUCUCCCCCCACUUCAGCACCAGGUACCUGGGACGUCUGCAUCCUCAGCAUCGCCUGCAUAAGCAUUGUUUCUACAGGGGGACAGUGGACUCCAGCCCCCAGUCCCUGGCUGUGUUUCACCUGUGUGGGGGACUGGAUGGUUAUUUUGCAGUAAAACACGCACAUUAUACCAUUAAACCUCUAAUCAAGGGGAAGGCAUGGGCAGGGCAGGUGUACAGAGAUGGAUCUGAAAGGGUUCUUCAUGUGUUUAUUAAGGACCGCUUCAGUUUUGAGACUUUACCUUCCAGAUCCAACUGUGAGACGCAUGGCUUUGGCAGAAAAACCCACAAGCAUGGAAAAGGAUCCAACAAGCAUCACAGAAAAGACCAGAAAACCCAAGAGAACUCACAGAAAACCAACCAGACAUCCUCACCCACAGAACCCAACCUUCAGGAAACAUUUUUGCAGAAAACCACAUUGAAGACACGCCAGAGGAGAUCCAUAUCUAAGUCAAGAUAUGUGGAACUCCUCUUGGUAGCUGAUGAGUCCAUGGCCAAGAAGUACGGAAAGGAACUCCACUAUUAUCUGUUGACUUUGGCAUCUAUCGCUUCCAAGCAUUACAGCCAUCCAAGUAUUGAAAACCACAUCCGCUUGGCAGUGGUGAAGGUGGUGAUGGUGACUGACAAAGAGAAGGGUCCUGAGGUGAGCAAGAACGCAGCUACUACCUUGAGGAACUUCUGCAAGUGGCAACAUCAACACAACCAACUGGAUGACGAGCAUGAUCAUCAUUAUGAUGCUGCUAUCCUCUUCACCAGGGAGGAUUUAUGCGGGAAUCAUUCAUGUGAUACCCUGGGAAUGGCAGACGUUGGAACCAUAUGCUCUCCCGAACGCAGCUGUGCAGUAAUUGAGGAUGACGGCCUCCAUGCAGCUUUCACUGUCGCUCACGAAAUUGGACACCUACUUGGACUUUCUCAUGAUGAUUCUAACUUCUGCAAAGAAAAUUUCGGUUCUCCCGAAGACAAACGUCUCAUGUCGUCUGUCCUGACUAGCAUCGAUGCUUCUAAACCAUGGUCAAAAUGCACAUCUGCCACAAUCACAGACUUCUUGGAUGAUGGUCAUGGAAACUGCUUGUUAGAUCAGCCACGAAAUCAGAUUUUGGGGCCCGAGGAACUUCCUGGCCAGAGGUACGACGCUAUCCGCCAGUGCAAGCUUGCAUUCGGUCCUGCCUACACCGUGUGCCCCGGGAUGGAUGUUUGUUCUUGGCUAUGGUGUGCCGUUAUUCGCCAAGGUCAGAUGGUAUGUUUAACGAAGAAACUGCCUGCCGUGGAGGGAACACCAUGUGGAAAAGGAAGAAUAUGUCUUCAUGGCAAGUGUGUCGAUAAAGCCAAGAAGAAAUAUUACUCGGUUUCAAGUCAUGGAAACUGGGGCUCUUGGGGUCCCUGGGGACAAUGUUCCCGAACGUGCGGCGGAGGUGUCCAGUUUGCUUAUCGUCACUGUAACAACCCUGCUCCAAGAAACAGCGGAAGAUACUGCACAGGAAAGCGAGCUAUCCAUCGCUCGUGUAACGUUAACCCAUGUCCAGCUAACGCUAAAUCCUUCCGACAGCAGCAGUGUGAAGCAAGAAAUGGCUAUCAGUCUGAUGCAAAAGGCAUGAAGACAUUUGUUGAGUGGGUUCCUAAAUAUGCCGGUGUUCAGCCUGGAGAUGUAUGCAAGCUUAUAUGCCAAGCCAAAGGAACGGGAUAUUACAUCGUGUUUUCACAAAAGGUUACCGACGGCACUGAAUGUAGACCUUACAGUAACUCGGUCUGUGUAAGGGGGAAGUGUGUCCGCACUGGUUGUGACGGUAUCAUCGGCUCCAAGCUCCAGUUUGAUAAAUGCGGGGUUUGUGGAGGUGAUAAUUCCAGCUGCACAAAGGUUAUGGGCACUUUCACAACUAAAAGUAAAGGCUACACUGAUAUUGUCAAGAUUCCAGAGGGUGCCACUCAUAUCAAAGUGCGACAGUACAAGGCUAAAGAUCAGACCAGGUUUACAGCAUACUUGGCUCUGAAAAAGAAAACAGGAGACUAUAUCAUUAAUGGUAAAUACAUGAUAUCUACAUCCGAAACCAUCAUUGAAAUGGAUGGUUUUGUCGUAAACUACACUGGAUGGAGCCACGCUGAUGACAUGUUUCAUUCGAUGGGACAUUCUGCCACCAAGGAGGUUCUUAUAGCACAGAUUCUUGCAAUGGAUUCAAGUAAACCCAUUGAUGUGCGCUACAGCUUCUAUGUACCCGCAAAAGAAGUUCUCGCCACAAACAGCAUAAACAAUAUUAACAAUGUGGUACCAAAGAUAACGCAACCCCAGUGGGUGACGGGACCUUGGCUCUCCUGUUCUAGAACAUGUGACACUGGCUGGCAUACCAGGACUGUCCAGUGCCAAGAUGGACAUGGUAAGCUAGCUAAGGGCUGUCUGCUGUCUCAGAGACCAUCGGCAUUCAAGCAAUGCCUGCUGAAAAAGUGUUAACCAAAGGGUCCGCAAUGUCUUAAAUCACGCAGUACGAUAGUACUGAUCUACUGUUGAUCUGAUGUUGGUUAAGAUGUUGGAGUUCCACCGAAACAACUCAAGGGCUGUACAGUAUUUUGGGUUCCGAAGAAGACAUUCAUUGAGGUGAAUUGCGUGUCGCCCGCAAAAACUGUGCAACAAAGCCUAGAAACCAAGAGGAAUAUCACAACAAUCAUUGUAUUUGGAGGUUUCUGGGAUAUUUCAAGAUGUCCCUUUUGUGUCACCUACCUCUAGCAACGGACGCCUUGAGGAGCAUCUGUUAAUGUGUUCUUAUGGAUGGCAUGCAGUAGGUUAUACUUGUGGUGUUUUGUAAAUAUGUGUAAUUGGAUGUGUACAUUCUUUAUUUAUGCACAGUCAUUGACCAAAGUGUUUCUGCGGCUGCUCCAACCAUUUCCAUUUUGAUAAGCGGCUGUAGAUAUCUACUGGAAAUCAAGAGUUUGCACCUGUUUAUCGGUUAGUUUUACAGACGAAAAUAGCAUAUGGCAGCAGAUUUUUAUUAUAGAAAGUGUGCUGCCUUAAGACAUAUCCUCUUAACUUGCAACAACUUUGAAUAGGGGUGCAUAUAUAUAAUUCUAAGGGAAUCUAAAUUUUAAUUAGGUACUGUAAGCUCCCUGUUAUCAUUUUAGGUUUUUUUCUGUGUAUCUGUAUAUUCUUUUUGCGAUAAAGAAAGAGCAAACUGUCUGUAAAAGUGCUUGGGGUGCGCUGGUUACCAGUGUAUGUCAAGACCCCACGUGGAACAGAUCUAAUUUUUGUAUAAAUUAUCCAUUACUAGUAUUGGCGUUCAUAGUUCUGCAUUCUCAUAGGUUACUUAUGAGAUGCAGCACUUGCAGUGGCUGAAGAGUCUGCACGUCAAACGUUUCGGGUUCAGGAAUACAAAAUGUUUCCACAUAGAGAGCAAAUGUUAUGGUGUUAUUAUCUCGUUAUACACGUUAGCGUUUAUAUUCUCUCUCUUGUUCCAUAAUAUUCACAAAAUGAAAUUAAAAA
Spea bombifrons (plains spadefoot toad) is the source of this 3759-nucleotide messenger RNA. It is a transcript of the gene ADAMTS5, whose product is annotated as ADAM metallopeptidase with thrombospondin type 1 motif 5. Gene Ontology annotation, molecular function: zinc ion binding; metalloendopeptidase activity. The coding region runs from base 1 to 2736 and encodes 911 amino acids. Gene Ontology annotation, biological process: extracellular matrix organization; proteolysis. The transcript has 8 exons. The record is from RefSeq and is a predicted model, not a curated record. Lineage: Eukaryota; Metazoa; Chordata; Amphibia; Anura; Pelobatidae.